Salvelinus fontinalis (brook trout) is the source of this 2040-nucleotide messenger RNA. RefSeq lists its product as uncharacterized. Bases 600 to 1538 code for a protein of 312 amino acids. The transcript has 3 exons. NCBI's taxonomy places the organism in Eukaryota, Metazoa, Chordata, Actinopteri, Salmoniformes, Salmonidae. The record is from RefSeq and is a predicted model, not a curated record.
UGCUGGAGGGCCACCACAAGCUGAUGAAUCUGGAGUGCUCAUGGAAUGACCUCUUGUAUAAUCAGUACCGUAUGGGCAGCAAUAGACACGAACAACAUGAACCUCAUUCAAAACUACUUUGGCAAGGUGCAGGGCCUGUCGGAUGACCUGGACAAGCAACUGUUGAUAGUGCUGCAGCGCGCCAUGGGCAAGGCUGGAGGCCACAGUGAGCAGUGCUUCUUCUUCAAACUCUACCACAACAUGGUGUCCGUGAGAGUGCAGGAACUGGCUGCAGAGGACCUGACGGCCAACAGAUCGUGUCCCUCCUCACCUGGGUCCUCAAUUAAUACUAAACAAAAGUAAGUCUGUACUGCCCUCUCUGUUACUCAUGUAGCAUUAGUGAUAUCUGGGCACUAGUCCAAUCAUCUAGAAGAAAAAUAAACGCACACCUAUUUAGGCGAGGUGCUUGCUAGCGGGCCAGCUGGACCCUAGAUGAGGAUGUGACCAACAAGCUGUCCAGUGCUCUGUGGGUGAGGGUGACUAACAGGUGGAGGGAAGCAAAUGUCUGCCUGAAGGCAACAGACAUCUUUCAGUUGGUGCUGUCGGUGCAUAGAAAGUUGAUGCAACGCUAUGGCACAGAGGAAGCCCUACAGAAGAUACUGUGCCACAAGGCACCCAAGCUGCACAAGGACAUUGUCUGUCUUGUCACGAACGGAAUUAUGGAUGCACCAUCCAAACUUCAAGGCACCAAAAAUCUGGAAUCUACACUCAACUUGAAAGAAUUGACAGCCUUGUUUAAUGAAAUGACAACCCGUCAAUCUUUGAAUAAGAAAGCUGAGCAGAGCAGCAUCAAGACUGAGAUUGAACAGCCGGAGUGGUCCACUGUGGAUCAAGUGACAUCCGGUUCCAGCAGCUUCAUUAGGGAGCUUAUAUUAGAAGAAGUCCUGAUGAAGCUUGUCAAGAAGAUAUGCCGUAUGCCAAAAAGGACCAACAAACAUCAGCGCAUCCAGAUCAGUGAUCUGGUGACUGAGCUGAUCCGAUUGUUCGAUGAUGAGGUGGCCAAAUAUCUGAUUGAGGAAAUGGGAAGCCAGCAAAAAAGUUUCAAUUCUAAGAUGACAUCGAAGCUGGCAGAUGCCAUCUACACUGACCUUGGGAAGGUCAAGCCUUUGAAACGCUCCUUGAAAAUUGACGAUUUAUUUGAGGAUCAGGAGAUGCUUUCCAUUGUCUCUGACAUUGUUUCCCACAAGCUACUGGCCAUCUUGAAACCCUCAGUGCCCAACCCAUAUGACCACGAGACCUCAGACCUUGAAGACUCAUGCAGGGAUGAUGUGGAGGAUGCGGAAUCUGAGGGGGUGCAUUAUGCCACCGGCAGAAAGUCCAAGAUGAGCAUUGUCCUUAAAGACACUACAGACCAGCCAGAGAUGUACAUUGCUGUGGAUUCUCCACCUAUGAUUAAAUUAUCCAAGAUGAGGAAAGGCAUCCGGGGCUUCUUCUGGGGAGUCCAGAAGGCCUGGAAACGCUUGGUCACCUGCAAGUCCUCUGGGUCCUCUGAUGGAUAGCCUGGAUGACGUGCAGCCCAUGUCAGUUGCUUUUGCCAGGCUACAUCUGAGGAGAACACCACAACUGGCCUCAAUACAACAUUUUAAUUUUUGUUGUUAAUUUCUGUUUUCAUUUUGAGUCCCCUAAUGCUGCUCUAUUUGAACCAGGCUGUCAGUGGACUAGCUUACCAUUAGUUUAUACUCCUUAAGGAAGAUCCACUAUAGGCUACUCAACACCAAAAUUCCAUCUGAGUCUUUUGAUCCCUUAUUAGCUCCCACUCCUGUAACUAGGAAUGUGAGCUUAUAAAUGUCAUUCAGACAUCUACAGCUUCUCCUGGGAUUAGGAAAAUAAGCUAAGAAGCCCAACCAAUUUAGAUGUGCUGUACAUCUGAUGCCAUCUCCCUAUUGUAAUCAUUGAUCCACGUCCAUUGCAGCCUCUAAAUUUGAUGUAGAUAUUUAGCCUAAAUUAAAGAAUUACAAGGAGGGUAGGCCGACAGCAGCUUCUACUCUUCCGAUUAGGAAA